AUCCUGAAGCAUCAGACUGCAUUCAUCUUUCGAAUAUUUGACACACUGAGAUCCUAGUGGAAUUUAAGAUAUCUGAAGAACCAUGAAACUGUUCAUUGGAGCUCUUGCCCUUUUGGUGACACUCGCCAGCGCUGCACCACCCCUGAAUCAGAAGGAUGCUGACAGCCAAAUCGUGAGCCAAAACUCAGAUAUCCAACCGGAUGGAAGCUUCAACUAUGCCUUCGAGACGGGAAAUGGAAUCAAGGUUGAAGACCAAGGAACCAUCCGACAAGUGAAAGUCCCCAAAACAGAUGCAACAGGUCGAGCUAUCGGUGAAGAUGUGGUUCCCGUAUCGGUACAAACUGGAUCGUUCCAGUACACAGCUCCUGAUGGACAGAUUCUAACGAUCAAAUACAUUGCCGAUGAGAAUGGUUUCCAACCGCAAGGAGCUCAUCUUCCAGUAGCGCCAGUUGCGUAAGCUGAUUCAAGCUGAUGCCAAAAUCAUUUUUAGAGUGCUGUAAAUAAUUGUAAAUAAAUGUUUGUUUAGGCCGACGUA
Molecule: messenger RNA, 535 nt
Organism: Aedes aegypti (yellow fever mosquito)
Lineage: Eukaryota; Metazoa; Arthropoda; Insecta; Diptera; Culicidae
Product: cuticle protein CP14.6
Exons: 3
Coding region: 83-457 (124 amino acids)
Cellular component (GO): chitin-based extracellular matrix
Molecular function (GO): structural constituent of chitin-based larval cuticle
Source: RefSeq, a predicted model, not a curated record